AGUUCCAGGCUCAGAGGUUUAGCAUUGUGUAUCCUGGGGCUGGGGGCUCCGUUGGCGGAGGGUUUCCAUAAGUGUCAGGGGGGUGCACUAAUACCGGGGUGUUGGAAAUCCAGGACAUGGCUACACCUGUCUGGAUAUCUUGGGGACGGCUGGUACCUUAUGUGGGGGGACUAUACCUGGCGAUGCUCGGGACUGGCUCCUGGCUCUGUGCUCAGGGAUCCCUGCUGGUAAGACCCGGGGGGACCCUCUGGGGUGCCAGAGAUCAAACUUGGGUGAGUCUUGUGUGAAACACCAGCGCCUUCCCCUCCCUCCUAUCUCUCCGGCCGCCAGUUUGCAUCUUCUUUAGUUUGUUUGGGGGCCACCGCUGGCGAUGUUCAGUGGUUACUCCUGGCUCUGCUCUCAGAAACAUGCCUGGUGGUGCUCAGGCGACCGUAAGGGAUGCCCCGGAUGGAACCUGGGUCAGCUGCGGGAUCUGCCAGCGCCUUCCCCCGGGGCCUGGCUGACCGCCACCUUUUCGGCCUCUCCCUGCGGCCCGGCCCCCGGCCCCCCACCUCCAACUCAGCCAGGAGUGAGCAUCCGGGGCCACCUGCGGGCACACAGGUGCGACUGGCAAACUUGCACACAGAUCCCGGAUCUGCAGACACCGCCCUCCUCCCCCUGGUGGGGGGUCACAGCUAGCUCUAGAAGCGGGGGCGGGUAACGUCCCCCCAGGUGCAAGGGGCGACCCCGCACUUUCCUCAGCGGGGGGGCCCCCUCCCCUCCAGCCACACCUGGCCAGGUACCUGCAGGGACCUGCAGGUGGGGACCCCCCGGGGCCGGCCCUGGGGCCAGGCCCUGCCCCUGCACAGCGCCGACCCCGCCCGCCGCCGCCGCCCCGCCCGCCGCCCCGCCCGCCAGCGGCCAGCGGGACUUUAUAGGGGAGCGCCCGGCCUGCGCCCGCCUGCCCGCCGCCGCGUACGCCUGCGCCAUGCGUCCCGGGGCGCCGCUGUGGCCGCUGCCCUGGGGGGCCCUGGCCUGGGCCGUGGGCUUCGUGGGCUCCGUGGGCUCCGGAGACCCCGCGCCCGGUGGUGUGUGCUGGCUCCAGCAAGGCCGUGAGGCCACAUGCAGCCUGGUGCUCAAGACGGACAUCAGCCGGGCCGAGUGCUGUGCUUCCGGCAACGUGGACACCGCCUGGUCCAACCUGACGCAUCCCGGGAACAAGAUCAGUCUCCUGGGCUUCCUGGGGUUGGUUCACUGCCUCCCCUGCAAAGAGUCGUGCGACGGCGUGGAGUGCGGCCCGGGCAAGGCCUGCCGCAUGCUGGGGGGCCGCCCCCGCUGCGAGUGCGCGCCCGACUGCGCAGGGCUCCCGUCGCGCCUGCAGGUCUGCGGCUCAGACGGCGCCACCUACCGCGACGAGUGCGAGCUGCGCGCCGCGCGCUGCCGCGGCCACCCGGACCUGCGUGUCAUGUACCGGGGCCGCUGCCGCAAAUCCUGCGCGCAGGUCGUGUGCCAGCGACCGCAGUCCUGCGUGGUGGACCAGACGGGCAGCGCCCACUGUGUAGUGUGUCGCUCUGCGCCCUGCCCUGCGCCCGCCAGUCCUGGCCAGGAGCUCUGUGGCAACAACAACGUCACCUACCUGUCCUCCUGCCACCUCCGCCAGGCCACAUGCUUUCUCGGCCGCUCCAUUGGCGUGCGCCAUCCGGGCAGCUGCGCAGGCACCCCUGAACAGUCGGAUAACGAGUCAGAGGAAGAGGAGAAUUUCGUGUGAGCUCCGGGGCCGCCCCGGCGUUCCAGAUCUCCUGGUUUUAUUUAUUGCCACAGCAGAGUCUAAUUUAUGUCCCACGGACACGCCCCUAAAAUCUGGACCCAGAGAACUUGGGGCUAUCUUGGAAGGAUUUCCGUGGGGUGGGAGGGGAUAGAGCGGUGAGCAGUGAGCGUGAUAUCCAGGAACCCUGGAAAAUUCCACUCGUCUUCCUAUUAACUGCCAAGAACUGGGGGCCCCACUCCAGAUUCACGAAUGAAGAUGCCUCUAGAACAGGGACCUUGAGUAUAGGCCAGGGGCUGAAGGGGGCACUCAGCCUGGAUGAGUCUCAGAGCAUACCCCCAUAAGCCUAGAAAGCUGCCGCCUUGCCAGUCCAAAACUCCAGUCUGCCUCUAUUUCCCCAAAGACCCCCAAGAGACAACCAGCUUGUGUUUCUGGUUUGGGGGUGCUAGCUGUGUCAUAUGACCCAGCCUCGAUGCAUAGGGGCCAGUAGCUGUCUGCCCACCAGUCCUGCCCACUCAUGACUCACCCACUGGCCCGGGGGUUGGGUGUGGGCACCAGGACCCAACUAGAACUGAGUGAUCACCAGUGAUCACACUGGUGUCUGCCACCUGUCCCCAGGUGACAUCCAGACACAGGACCCUCUGGUCUCAAGCAGCCCCCAGUCCUUGACCCCUCCAGAUUCAGCACCCAGAAUCUGCCUCACCCUCCAUCUGGGCUCAGGGGUCUCCAUGCCAGCCAGAUGCCAGCCUCAGGUAGUGCUACAGUAUUCAGCCUGUGUGCAGAACAGAGGCCCACCCAGAUUCGAGGGCUCUGUGGGGGAGGAGCCCAGCUCAGGAGAGUUUGGAAUGAGGGGCAUAGCAGCAACAGUGUUACCCAUUCCCACACCCCAAAAAGUGACUUCCAUGGGACUGGAGCCUUAGCACGGGGGAAGGGUGCUUGCUUUGCAGUUAGCUGACCCAGGUUCAAUCCCCAGCUCCGCACAGAGUCCCCUGAGCCGCGCCCAGGAGUGAGCCCUGGGCAGGGCCACACUGCCCAAACACUUUCAUUGUCAUCGAUUUUUGCUCGAGCAGGCACCAGUAACGUCUCCCUUGUGAGACUUGCUGUUAACUGUUUUUGGCAUAUCGAAUACGCCACAGGUAGCUUGCCAGUCUCUGCCUUGCAGGCGGGAUACUCUCGGUAGCUUGCCAGGCUCUCUGAGAGGGGCAGAGGAAUCAAACCCAGGUCAGCCGCGUGCACGGCAAACACCCUCCCGGCUGUGCUAUCGCUCCAGCCCACUGCCAAAACAAAGCAAACAAAAACAAUGCCUUACCUAUGACAUUCAGAAAAGUGCCAUUAAGGGGGAAAAUCUCCAAAGCCCCCCUUCCCAAACAAGUCACCUCACCCCUAGCCUGGG
Messenger RNA from Sorex araneus (European shrew), 3137 nucleotides. RefSeq names its product follistatin like 3 (gene FSTL3). Lineage: Eukaryota; Metazoa; Chordata; Mammalia; Eulipotyphla; Soricidae. The transcript is spliced from 5 exons. Gene Ontology annotation, biological process: negative regulation of activin receptor signaling pathway; regulation of BMP signaling pathway; cell differentiation. The record is from RefSeq and is a predicted model, not a curated record. The coding region runs from base 968 to 1747 and encodes 259 amino acids. Gene Ontology annotation, molecular function: protein binding; activin binding.